Messenger RNA from Spodoptera litura, 894 nucleotides. The record is from RefSeq and is a predicted model, not a curated record. NCBI's taxonomy places the organism in Eukaryota, Metazoa, Arthropoda, Insecta, Lepidoptera, Noctuidae.
UAAAUGAAGUCCAUUGCUUGACUGAUUCGGAAACUUUAAACAAAUUUGUGUAAAACUAUUCAGUAUACAAUAGGUUUUCCCUAUACCUACUUAUUAAUUAUACUCUUUGCAAUAGGUACUCAGUGUUUCCAAAUGGAAUCUACGUUUCUUUCCUCGGAUUAUUCUAAACAAAAGUAGAAGAUCGCGUGACUCGGUGUGUCAUUUAAAAAUUUUUGACACAAACGAACCGAAAUUUUCAAUAACUUUUUUAAGCAUUUACAUUUUAGAUCAGAAAAAUGAGAUCCUCGAGACGAUCAAAAAAUAAGGAAAAGUCAUACGAAAGAAUAAAUAAAAACAGAUACAAAAAUAGGUGGUCAAGAUUUGGUUGGGGUAGCAACGAUGCCAUUUCUUCCGGACCUUUUCUUGAAAAUUUAAAUGAAAUCCUUCGCGAAAAAUAUCAUCAAAGCGAAGGCAAAGGAAAUUGGAAGAUUAUGCCGAGAGACUCGUGCGAGAUUUAUAAGGCUCGCCAGAAGCGAAUGGAAUCAAGUCGUCGGAAAUAUAAUAAUGAUUCGAAUGAGUCAGAUCAUACCGUUUCGGACGAUGAUGAUGAUAGAAGGAGCAAGAAGAAGCAACGGAAGAAGACGCCGAAGAAACGUGAACCACCAAAAAACUUCCGCCCUAGAGGUCCUAGAGGGAAGAAUAAGAAAAGGAAUCCCCCAAGGUCUCGUGCUGUUUCAAAGUCGUCUGAUACGAACUCAUCUUUUACACGUACAACUUCUUACACCACCGUUUCUGAUAUGGAUGAUUAAAUCUCAUUACCAUUACCAUAAAUAUACUAGUAUUAUUAAAACCAGACUGUGUUUUAUUUUACUUUAAUAAUCUUGUCAUUGAAUGUUUGAAAAAUGUUAAUAUGAG